CACGAAAGAAGUUAAAUUUCUAAAUUAACGUAUGAAAUAUUGUUUAAAGUCGUAUAUUAGAUCGUGUUGAUUUUGUCUCUACAACGGUUAGAAUCGCGAAGAACAAGGUCAUCAAAGUUGCGUAACAGCACGAUGUGUUUAAUUGUUUCUUUAUAAAGUUGUGUAGUAAUGAGCAUUUAUUUCCGGUAGCAUGUGUAUAAAAACCUGAACAUUUACUCAUAUAAGCCUUCUAGAAAAAAGAUGUAUCUUAUUAUCGUUUUACUGUUUGCGACUUGUGAUUUAUGUACAUCAAUUGAAAUUCAUAAUAAAGAAACUAAUAGAUUACAGAAAGAUUUCCGAAAUGCUGAAUUUUUUCAAGAUAUACGAGACUGGUUUUAUAAUUUGGGAAACCAAUUUCACGAACGAUUAUUUGGACUAACAACUACGCCGCCACCCUCUUUAGCAAUUGAAAUAUCAAACUUGGACAAAUUUGAAUUACAAAAUAUAAUCAAAAAUCAUGACUGGCAUCUAUUAAAUUUAUCUAUAUUAUCUUUUGAUCCUAAUCAAGACUGGGGAUUUCACAUUGGUGAUUGGUAUUUUAUUCAAAAGGGAUUUAAUCAAAACGGAUUUGAAGAGAAUUCUAACAAAUUAAAUUCUCACACACCAAGUAUUGCUCAGCCAAAGGAUUCGAUUGAAACAGAGACUAAACAAAGUUUUGAUAUUAUGACGGAUUCAGAAAUAACGGAAUCUUCACAAACGAUUUCAUCUAUGACAACACCUACAACGCAGCAACACAUUAAUUCGCAAACAACACCAACCAUUGAACAGAUUGAUUCUUCCAAAAACUUCUUACCAAAAAUUGAUAAAUCAUUGCAGGAAAAUGAAACCGAAAACGAUUUUAUUCAAAAAGGAUCUGUAGAAGUUCUUAUGGGAUAACAUAGUUUUGUGCUUAACAAAUAACAUUUUGUAAUUCCUUUAAACCUUCCAUUUUUUUUGUUAAAUAGGACAUUUUUAUACGAAAAUAAAUAUUCCUGUUAACAAAAUACGUUUAUAAAUUGUAGAGAAUAUUACCCAGUAACGCUAAAAGACCUAAUGCGAGGAACAUUUUCCUGGGCCCAUAAAAUAAUUAUGAAAAUUACUUUACGGGAUUGCUUUCGCCUAACGGCACAUUUCAGCCGUUAGGCAAAAUGACUUACCUUUUCGAUCACGUGAUUGGGAAAGGUACAAAGAGAAUCGGCCUUAUAUAAGGCCAACACUGCAUAAAAUCUUCCUACUCUUGUCUAUUGGCUUAUUUCUUUAUUUGUCGCUCCUACACCACCUCUUCUCAUCCGUCGUUACUAUUCUCACCACGUAUCCCAAAUAAAUCAUACAGUUUUCUCUUAUAGAUAAUUAAUAUAAACAAUGAGAUAUAAUAAAACAGGACACUGAAAUAAGUUUUUUUUCAUCAAAAAGAAUACACUUUUAUUCUGUAAAACUUAUUAUAAUUAUCUAUGAUAAUAAAUGAUUAUAAUAAUUUUUAAGCCAAUGUUGAACAGAUUGUAGUCUUCAUGAUGUCUUUCGGUUUUACUGUAAUAAAAAAAAAAAAAAUGAUAUCAGCAAAAUAUUCAAUCUCAAUGUUAGUCACAUUACAUCUCACACAAGCAAAAAAAAAAAAGAAAUGUUCUACUUUUAUUGAAAG
Frieseomelitta varia is the source of this 1657-nucleotide messenger RNA. RefSeq lists its product as uncharacterized. NCBI's taxonomy places the organism in Eukaryota, Metazoa, Arthropoda, Insecta, Hymenoptera, Apidae. Bases 241 to 915 code for a protein of 224 amino acids. The transcript is spliced from 3 exons. The record is from RefSeq and is a predicted model, not a curated record.